GGCGACGGUGGGGAGGGGCAAAGCUCUGGGGUCCUGGAGGGACGUCGCGAAGCACGAAGACCCAGCGAGCAUCAUGGAGAGCUCAGGGGAGCAGCCGAGCCCACCACAGCCUCUGCAUCCCGGCGACCACCGCAUCCACGACGGCGACUUCGUGGUGCUGAAACGCGAAGAUGUGUUUAAAGCAGUGCAGGUGCAGCGCAGAAAAAAAGUAACUUUUGAAAAACAGUGGUUCUACCUGGAUAACGCCAUUGGCCAUAGUUAUGGAACCACAUUUGAAGUAACCAAUGGAGGAAGUCUUCAGCCCAAGAAGAAGAAGGAAGAGCCCACCUCAGAAACUAAAGAAGCAGGCACUGAUAAUCGAAAUAUAAUUGAUGAUGGAAAAUCUCAGAAACUUACUCAAGAUGACAUAAAAGCUUUGAAAGACAAGGGCAUUAAAGGAGAGGAAAUAGUUCAGCAGUUAAUUGAAAAUAGUACAACAUUCCGAGACAAGACAGAAUUUGCUCAAGAUAAAUAUAUUAAGAAGAAGAAAAAGAAAUAUGAAGCCAUCAUUACUAUUUUGAAGCCAUCCACCCGUAUUCUUUCAAUUAUGUAUUAUGCAAGAGAACCUGGAAAAAUUAACCACAUGAGAUAUGAUACACUAGCCCAGAUGUUGACCUUGGGAAAUAUCCGUGCUGGCAAUAAAAUGAUUGUAAUGGAAACGUGUUCAGGCUUGGUGCUGGGUGCAAUGAUGGAGCGAAUGGGAGGUUUUGGCUCCAUUAUUCAGCUAUACCCUGGAGAUGGACCUGUUCGGGUAGCAACAGCAUGUUUUGGAUUUCCCAAAUCCUUCCUCAGUGGUCUUUAUGAAUUCCCCCUCAACAAAGUGGACAGUCUCCUAAAUGGAACAUUUUCUGCUGAGAUGUUAUCUUCAGAGUCAAAAGACAGUACUCCGACUGAGAAAAGUAAUGGUGCACUUGAGGAAAAGCAGACUUCUGAACAAGACAAUGAAGACAGCAUGGCAGAGGCUCCAGGGAACAACCACCCAGAAGAGCAUGAAACAAUGGAAAUUGUUUCUCAAGAAGAGCCAGAAUAUAAGGAGCCUAAAGAGAGAGGAAGCAAAAAAGAUUAUGUUCAGGAAAAGCAAAGGAGACAAGAAGAACAGAGGAAGAGACAUUUAGAGGCUGCUGCUCUGCUUAAUGAAAGAAAUGCGGAUGGUUUAAUUGUGGCCAGUCGUUUCCAUCCCACUCCUCUGCUGCUGUCUUUGUUGGACUUUGUGGCUCCUUCGAGGCCAUUUGUGGUCUAUUGUCAGUAUAAAGAGCCUUUGUUGGAAUGCUACACAAAACUGCGGGAGAGGGGAGGCGUCAUCAACCUCAGGCUGUCUGAAACCUGGCUCAGAAAUUAUCAGGUUUUGCCAGAUCGAAGUCAUCCCAAAUUGCUGAUGAGUGGAGGUGGAGGGUACCUUCUGUCAGGUUUCACCGUUGUCUUGGACAACGUUAGAGUGGACCCCAGCCUCAAAUCCAGCACAAGCACUUUAGAAUCUCCCAAGGCUGAGGAGCCAGCACCUAAAAAACAGAAAUGCAUGGAGUCUGGGUCUUAACUCUUCAAGGAUUGCUUUGAUCUUUGUUCUCAUUCUGUAGUUCGUAAUUAAACUUUAAAUGCCAUUACUAACUAUUUCUUUGUAUCCUAAAAAUAAGAACGUACACCCCUUCCUGGGAAGGAGGAGUAAGCCUUUUGUCCACUUCUGACACAGAAGAGUGUAAUCUGUCAAAACUACAACUCAUUUGUGCAUUCGUGGGUUGAUACAACAACUCUGUUUAUUUAACAGUACUUCUGAACGCUCUGCGAAUACCUUGGAAAUUUCAACAUCCUGAAAUGUAUUUAUACAAGACUUUAUAUUUUAAGCUAAGUGGAUUGUCAUGAUGUAGCUAAAAUUUAGUGGAUUCCGAAAGGAAGAAAUUUGUGGAUGAAAUUUCCUUUGUUCAUUCCAUUCUCUUCAGCCUAAGCAAUAUGGAUGUAUGAGUGUAUGAGAUUUACAGUACCAAAAAUGUCCACCCUGCUCUCUGAAGUGGAGUAAACUUUUUUUAAUGCUAGAUUUUAUUUUAAUGGUUGACAACCUGGGAAAGUUACAAGUAUUUAUUGCUUUUUUUUUUCUUUCUUUUUUUUUGGUGUGUAGAAAGGUUUAGUAGGGUUUUUUUUUUUUUUCUCUUAAUUUGCCAGUCCUCUUGUACUUUGUUCCAAAUAAAGUGACUCCAAUUUUUGUGUAAUAUUUAAUUAA
Castor canadensis (American beaver) is the source of this 2251-nucleotide messenger RNA. It is a transcript of the gene Trmt6, whose product is annotated as tRNA methyltransferase 6 non-catalytic subunit. NCBI's taxonomy places the organism in Eukaryota, Metazoa, Chordata, Mammalia, Rodentia, Castoridae. The record is from RefSeq and is a predicted model, not a curated record. Gene Ontology annotation, cellular component: nucleus; tRNA (m1A) methyltransferase complex. Gene Ontology annotation, biological process: tRNA methylation.